UCUUUCCCAUCAAAGGGGCGUGAGAAACGCACUGAAAAGAAGAAAAUUCCUACCCAACACACGUUUCAGUGCACCCUUACCUUCCUAGCUAUACUUUCCAAUCUCCAUAGAUUCUUCAUCACUUCACAAAACAUUCGAGUUCCUAACAAAACAUAUCAUCAGAACCCAUCUUGUGUUUAAACAUGGCCUUAAACAACAAACAAAGAAAACCCAAUUCCCCUUUUAACUUCAACCUCUGUAUCACCCUUUUCUUUGUUGUUCUCUUCACUUUGCCAGCACUUUUCCUCCUCCACACCCCAACAAACACCUCCAUAUGCACCACCUUUUCUAAAUCUAAGGCCUGGUCCGGCGAUCUUCGCCUGGCCGAGUUUUCGUGGAACAAGCUGGAUUUCUUCAACCACAAGCAACCUCCUAUAUCUCUCAAGAUUGCAGUGUUCUCUAGAAAAUGGCCUAUUAGCACCACCCCAGGUGGCAUGGAGCGCCAUGCUCACACACUUCACACAGCUCUAGCGCGCCGCGGCCACCAAGUUCAUGUGUUCACCUCUCCUGAAGGAACUCCAGUCACAUCUGAUGAUAACAAUCACCAAGCAGAUGCACCUUCCUCACCUCACAUUCAUUGCCAUGAAGGGGAGCCGGGCAGGUGGCGCUACAACAAAGCAUGGGAGCAGUUUCUUGAAGAGAAUCAGCGCGAACCAUUCGAUGUUGUCCACUCAGAAAGCGUGGCCCUUCCUCAUUGGAUAGCAAGAAACCUUCAGAACCUUGCCGUGUCUUGGCAUGGCAUAGCAUUGGAGAGCUUGCAAUCAAGCAUAUUCCAAGAUUUGGCUCUUAGGCAUAAUGAGCCUAUGUCCCCUGAUUUCAACUACAGUGUUCAAGGGGUUAUCCCUAAGGUUUUGAAUGAGAUAAGAUUCUUCAGAAACUAUGCUCAUCAUGUUGCUAUUAGUGACAGUUGCGGCGAGAUGCUAAGGGAUGUUUACCAGAUUCCAAGCAGAAGAGUGCAUGUGAUUGUCAAUGGUGUAGAUGAGGAUGAUUUCAGAGAAGAUUUGGAACUGGGAAAACAGUUUAGAACCCAAAUUGGGAUUCCAAACAAUGCAAGCUUGGUUCUUGGUGUGGCUGGAAGAUUGGUUAAGGACAAAGGGCAUCCUCUGCUUUAUGAAGCAUUCUCAAGGCUAAUUCAUAAGCACCCUAAUGUGUACUUGAUAGUCGCCGGCUCUGGACCAUGGGCGAAUCGCUACAAGGAUUUAGGGAGGCAAGUUCUUGUUCUAGGAUCUAUGGAUCCAUCCAUGUUAAGAGCAUUUUACAAUGCUAUUGACAUAUUUGUUAAUCCUACAUUGAGGCCACAAGGGCUUGAUCUUACUCUAAUGGAGGCAAUGAUGAGUGGGAAGCCACUUUUGGCAUCAAGGUUUCCAAGCAUCAAAGGUACUAUUGUGGUUGAUGAUGAAUUUGGCUUUAUGUUUUCUCCCAAUGUUGAGUCCCUAUUAGAGGCACUUGAGGCAGUGGUGACUGAAGGGAAAGAAAGGCUUGCAAGAAGGGGAAAGGCAUGCCGUGAAUAUGCAAAUUCUAUGUUCACAGCUAGAAAGAUGGCAUUAGCAUAUGAGAGGCUAUUCCUAUGCAUUAAAAAGGAUACAUUUUGUUCCUAUCCUUGACCAACUUAGAUUUGAUAGAUACUAUUCUUUUUUGUUUACUUUUGUUGUUUUUUUCUUAAUGCUUCUUUCAUUCAGUAUUACAUGAUCAUAGUACAAAUUCAAAAAUGUAUCAAUUCAUAUAUUGUUCUCAUAA
Molecule: messenger RNA, 1776 nt
Organism: Arachis stenosperma
Lineage: Eukaryota; Viridiplantae; Streptophyta; Magnoliopsida; Fabales; Fabaceae
Exons: 1
Coding region: 183-1643 (486 amino acids)
Molecular function (GO): glycosyltransferase activity
Source: RefSeq, a predicted model, not a curated record